AUGGAUUUCCAGCCUGGAAGCGGCCUAUCGGCCUCGGAUAUGGUGUUUUUCGACACCAUCACGCCCCUUUCGCCUUCCAAGCGAAUCGAGUACGAGCCCUCGAGUCUCGACAGCGAGAGAAGAAUCCAGGAGCUGGACUCCUGGCAUACCCUGUCAGAGAAGAAGCGUAAGACCCGCAUCAAGUUCGAGAACCUCUUGCGCGAAUGCUGCGCUAGACGCUCGAUCUGUAAAGGUCUUCUAGGAGAUGCGGUCGUAAAGUACUCCACCAUCUACACCAAGCUCUUGCCCAGCAGCAAGUCUGUGACUAAGCUGCAGCGCUUGUUGCGUUGGCACAACGACGAAGAUCCCCCCUAUCUCAAAUGGAGCCGUCAGGUCUGCCUAGCCGCACUGUCUUCUCGUGGCAUCGUCCUGGACGAUCCAGACAGCAUGAGCAGAUUCCACUGCCGCGCCGCCCUAGACGAAGCUGAUGAGAACGCCUCGUUGCGCUUUAUGGACCUACCUAGAGAGGUCCGCGACAGCAUCUACGGUCACGCCCUUUAUCAGCCCGCCGUGAUAAAGAGAGUUGCCACUACCACGCCAGCCCUGCUUCAGGUUAGCUCACAGGUGCGCAAGGAAAGCCAGCCAGUUUACCUCAGCAUCAACCGCUUCCAGCUGCACUCUCGCUUCCGCAUCCCAGCUAGACGCCAGGAGAACAACUUCCUCACCCACUACGCCUACGACCUGAACCGCGAGGACUACGACUGGCUGCUCUACAUUGGCAAAGAGAAUGUAGCAAAGAUUCGCCGCGUUGCCAUCACGAUUCUCGGCGACUGCACCGACUGGCCAGACACCCUUCACCCCGACCUCAAAUCCCCCUAUGUGGGCAAGUGGAUGCGUUUCAACUCCUGCCAACAUGACGGAUGUGAGGAACGUGAUCAACAGACUAUGAGCGAGUGGGCAGAGUCUUGUUCAAUCAAAGCAAAGCAGACCGCAGCCGAGGCAGAGAACGAUGAUGUUGAUCCUGAAGAUUCGGCUGCAAAGGCUGCUUGGGCCGCUAAACGUGACAAGGACCUCCAGACUUGUCUUGCAAAGGCUCAGCUCAGAUUGAACGUAUUCAACAAGCAUUGCGGAAAGGGCAAGACUGUUGCGCCUACCAUUGAAGGUCUUACACUGCUUGCCAACGCAGUUCAUGAGAUUUUGAAGAAAAUGCAGCCUCGCGAGUGA
Molecule: messenger RNA, 1203 nt
Organism: Aureobasidium namibiae CBS 147.97
Lineage: Eukaryota; Fungi; Ascomycota; Dothideomycetes; Dothideales; Saccotheciaceae
Exons: 2
Coding region: 1-1203 (400 amino acids)
Source: RefSeq, a predicted model, not a curated record